Messenger RNA from Selaginella moellendorffii, 1635 nucleotides. RefSeq lists its product as uncharacterized. The coding region runs from base 1 to 1635 and encodes 544 amino acids. Lineage: Eukaryota; Viridiplantae; Streptophyta; Lycopodiopsida; Selaginellales; Selaginellaceae. The transcript has 7 exons. The record is from RefSeq and is a predicted model, not a curated record.
AUGCGAGACACUCACCACACCCCAGCACCGGUCGAUGCUUCGGCGAUAGAGGAAUACGCUCAGGCAAACAAGCAUGGAUUUCAGUUGGAGAAGCGGUCCAUGAAGCCGAUCAAUCCAAGCCGGCAAUGCUUCGCAGGAAAAAUCUAUGGCUUGAGGCUCAUAGUGGCGCUCCAUGCCCCAGCAGGUGAUUUUUACAGCUUCAUCGGAUGCUUCAGCGAGUUCCACCAUGUCUUCGUAGAGAACGCUCUUCCGGCGCACCUCGGUAUCAAAGAUUACGCCCGGAUUCUCGGCGAGGAGCUUGCGACGUUCGCUGAGACGUAUCACCAUCUCCUGCCACCACCCCGCAAAAUGGAAUCCAUGCAUGAUGCUCUCGAGGUUCUGGAGGAAAUCCGGCAGGAUGCACGCGAUUGGGAGAACGACGUCGCCAAGCUCUAUCCAGUUUUGGUUCUUCUCCCGGUGGACUUUUUGCCUGGGAACGAUGGCACGUUUGGCAACUGCAGCGGCCUCACUGACGACACCGAGGAGCCCGAUGGUGUUCCCAUGGACGAGCUGUGUGCGGAGCUGAUUGAUCCAACUAAACUACCGAUCUUCACUGUCACUUGGGACGUGAGCUCGCGCAGUGACAAGGAGAAGUUUGUGAGGCUGUCCGAGUAUGAGAAGAGAGGCCAUCUUGUGCUCACCGUGAGACCUCCAAGCUUUCAUCUUCCAACCGCUUGUCCGAGGAGCCUUUCCACGUACCUCUACCUGUGCCUGGCCAAGAAGCCAUUCCUUGUCGAGCACUCCAAUGCCGACCUCAACUUACCUUUGGUGGACUGGAACCUCCACACUGCGUUUGGCAGCGGCGUGGAGGACUUUUUGCGAUCUACGGUGAUGUGCGACUUGGAUGCUGGGCUCAAUGAGGGUGAAGCUGCGAAGGUUGAGUCCUUGAGGCCGCUGUUUAUGGAUCUGGACGAUGCUCUCUACUUGGAGCUGUGGACGAAACGUCAGUGCAGGAAGAAAAGUGGCUGGUUUUCUCUCGAUGCAGCUGGAGGGGACAUCGAGACUUCACACUUGCCGUGGCCGAUCAACAAGCUGGUGGCAUGGACAAGGAGAGCCAGAGCAAUGACCAGGCUUGGCAUCAACUGGAAGAACUCAGAAGCCAGACAAAAAGAGAUCUAUGGUCGAGCGUUGCGCGCUUACAAGGAUCUCUCCUCUGUAAAGCAACUGAACAAAGAUUCAAAGUACUUGUGUGGCAUGCGGCCCACGAGCCUCGAUGCAAUGCUCCUCGCUCACAUUCUAUUUGUGAAGCGCAUCUCUCUUGAGAACUCCAUUCUUCGAGCUGCGCUUGAGUUAGAGCAUCCGGAGCUCAUCGAGUACUCAGACCUUGGAAUUCUUCUUAUCGCCUGGCAGUGUGUCUGUGGAUUGGGGACGGGAUCCGCCGAGGUGCAAGGCAAACAGACCAUGGAUGACGGGAAGCAACUCAAGAAGCAAAAGGCUGGCGGUGGUGGCGACGCCAAGAGCCGUGAGCAGGACGGUAAGAACUUCCACGAGUUUGUGGACAAGCUCAAGAGCAAUGUGUCGGACGAGGAGGCGAGGCCGAUUCUUUUCGAGAACGCUCAGGAGAUGGAUGCUUCCAGUUCCGUUCAUGAGCAUUGA